Molecule: messenger RNA, 792 nt
Organism: Prorocentrum cordatum
Lineage: Eukaryota; Dinophyceae; Prorocentrales; Prorocentraceae
Source: the annotation of a GenBank genome assembly
AUGCUGCGCUUCCUCCCGGAGCUGAUGAUCAUGAUCAAAGGCAUGGUGACCGCCGCCUCCACCGUGAGCUACACCCUGGGGCUCCUGCUGGUCAUCACGUACGUUUUCGCCAUCAUGCUGACGCAGCUGACGAUGCCGAAGUACGACGACGACGACCUCCACGUGUCGUACAUCCACGUGACGUACUUCGAGGGCGUGGCCAAGUCCAUGUACAGCCUCAUCAUCUACGCGACCUUCCUGGACAACCUGGCCGACUUCUGCGGCGCCAUCAAGGAGGAGAGCUCGCUAUGCCUCGCGGUGGUCACUGUGUUCGUAGGACUGGCCAACUUGACCGUGAUGAACAUGCUCAUCGGAGUUCUUUGCGAGGUGAUUUCUGCUGUGGCUCAAGAGGAGAAGGAGCAGCUGAUCACUGACAAGGUGCACGAAAAGUUCAGGGACAUCGUCAAGCAGAUUGACCAGGACAACGACAACAUGCUGUCCUGGAACGAGUUCAUCAAGAUCAUGGACGUCCCGGAGGCAGUCGCCCAGCUCGACAGCGUCGGCGUGGACCCGGAGGGCAUGAUCGACUUCGCCCAGGACUGGUUCCAGGAGGACGGACAGCCGAAGGCCAUCACCUUCAAGGAGUUCAUGGACAUCGUGCUGGACCUCCGAGGCACGCAGAUUGCGACGCUCAAGGACCUCAUGACCAUGCAGAAGCACGUGAACGGCAAGUUCAGUGCCCUCAAGGGCAGGCUGGAGACCAUUGAUAGGGUAUUGGAGGACUGCCUCGACGAGGACACCGGGAACCGCUAG